Molecule: messenger RNA, 893 nt
Organism: Eruca vesicaria subsp. sativa (arugula)
Lineage: Eukaryota; Viridiplantae; Streptophyta; Magnoliopsida; Brassicales; Brassicaceae
Source: the annotation of a GenBank genome assembly
UGAACAUUCAUCACAAAGAUCCUUCCUCGAGAUCUCUGCCAACAAAAUCUUCAAAUCUAAUUGGUGAAUCCCUAAUUCAAGGAGGAAGCAAAGAAGCAAUUGGUUCAGAGACAGCGUACGAAUCAGAGAUGUCGAACGGUACGGAACAGGCGCGUAAGCGUGCGGCGCCAGGGGGAGACAACAAUUGGUUGCCACCUGGUUGGAGAGUCGAAGACAAGGUUCGAACCUCCGGUGCUACAGCUGGUUCCGUUGAUAAGUACUAUUACGAACCAAUCACAGGACGUAAGUUUCGAUCAAGGACCGAAGUGUUGUACUAUUUGGAACAUGGGACUUGUAAGAAAGGAAGCAAGAAACAAGACAACACUGAUUCCAGUUCAGACCAUGUUGAAGGGCAAGGAAGCAAUAAAUCCAGCAAAAAAGCUAAAGAGCAGCAGCCAAUACCUCCGCGGCCGCGAUCGCCGCCUUUGAAGUUUGAUUUUGAGAAUCCGCCUGAGAAGGUAAGCUGGUCUAUGGCAAACGCAGGGGAAGAAGUUUGGACACCUUUUGUUGGGGAUAACAAGGUUCAAGAUUCAUUGAGACGAGAAUGGUGCACUGCGUUUACUGUUAUUACGACCAAGAACCCAACUAAACUGUCAUCGUUGAGACGUUGAUAGACAGACAAGGUGGCGUUUAUUUUUGAUUGUUGCGUCUGUUGUAACAUAAACAGGGGUGGUAGUUAUUUAACUGGGAGGUGGUGGCUUAGUUUUGACAUGAUUUAAGUUAGUUGUACUUUAAUUUUCCUAGCGUGUUUUUUGGAGGAAUGUGCUAAUAAGCUACACAUAUCUGCGUUUGCAUUUGACACAUUAUGGACAUCGCUUUUUUAACUGAUAAAAAUGAAGACUCUUGUGUAGUGA